AUGCGGCAUGAGCAGGAUGUAGAGAAGCUCAGAGACGACUCGGCUUAUAGACAAGAUAGAAUGAACGGCAGACAAGGCGGCGAAGUACUCCUGCUGGUCAAAGCCGAUUACACUCAAUGGGACUCACCAGUAAAACUGACAACACCUAAUAUUCAAGCCAAGGCGUGUAGUAUCCUCUUGGGAAGACGACCGUUAGGAGUGCUACUAGCCUAUCGCGCACCCACGGGGGAACCGGCAAGAGCUAUGGAACUACUUGCUACAAUGCAGGAAUUCAUAUCGAGGACCCAAACGAUCUUAAUUCUGGGUGAUUUCAAUCCUCCGAAGAUCUCUUGGGUAGAGGGCGAGGCUCCCGUUCGGACAAAGGAGGAAGCCUCCUAA
Messenger RNA from Echinostoma caproni, 378 nucleotides. The record is from the annotation of a GenBank genome assembly. NCBI's taxonomy places the organism in Eukaryota, Metazoa, Platyhelminthes, Trematoda, Plagiorchiida, Echinostomatidae.